AUGAUCGAGAGAUUUCAUUGCACGCUCAAAUCGGCGCUUAUGUGCGCCCCGGCUUCUUGGCCUGACGCACUUCCACUCGUGCUUCUCGGCCUUCCGAACGCCUUCAAAGAGGACCUUCAGGCUUCGCCAGCGGAGAUGGUUUUCAGCACGCCGCUGAGGAUCCCCGGCGCUUUCUUCGCGCCGUGCAGCUCGCCUGUCGACCACACCUCUUUCAUCAGCCGUCUUCGGUCCCUCAUUGGAGCCCUGAGUGCCACGCCGGCUUCUGACCACUCUCGACGUCGUCCCUUCUUCUUCAAAGACUUGCGGACAUGUACGCACUUCUUUCUACGAGUGGACACCGUCAGAAGACCGCUUGAGCAGCCUUACAGCGGACCAAAUCGGGUCCUUCGCCGCAUAAAUGACAAGGUCUACGCCAUCGAGGUCAACGGCUCGGAACGGACUGUCUCAACGGACGCCUUAAAACCAGCGUACCUCGACACAUUUGACGCGCUAGCGCAGACAUCUGCUCCUGCUUCGUCGUCCUCUUCUCGUCCUACGGCUGCUCCCAGACCUCCACCUACGGUGCAGACCUCGCCUUCGACCUCCAGACCUGUCAUCAGCUCGCCACCAGCAUCUUCAACCACCGCCACUCGGUCACCUCCGGCGACCUCCAGCAACGUACAACUUCGGAAACGUCAUCGACCGAACAUYCUCCGGAGAACCUAG
This is a messenger RNA of Polistes dominula (European paper wasp), 705 nucleotides long. RefSeq lists its product as uncharacterized. The record is from RefSeq and is a predicted model, not a curated record. NCBI's taxonomy places the organism in Eukaryota, Metazoa, Arthropoda, Insecta, Hymenoptera, Vespidae. Gene Ontology annotation, molecular function: nucleic acid binding. Gene Ontology annotation, biological process: DNA integration.